AUGGAAUUAUAUAAUUCUAUGUUUAUUUUAUAUUAUUGUAUAUUGUUCUGAUUAUGGAAAAUCAUCUUGAUCAUAAGUUCAAUGAUACAGAACUUGAUUCAAAAUUAUUUUAUGAAAAGAUUCAACGAAAUUACUCAGACUGUAAUCAACCAUGGAAUAUACUUGGUGAAGUUAUUAAACAAGUGAAACAAGAAUGUUUUGAACGUGUAAAAUGUUUGGAACAAGAAAAUGUAAUUCUUCAACAACGUUAUAAAGAACUUGAAGAAAGGGUUCUACCUCUAACAAAAUCAUUAAAUGGACAAGAAGAUCUUAAAGAAUAUUUAAAAUGUUUAUAUUCUAAUCAAAUGAAUUCAACUACAGUAAACUUAACAUCAACUUCAUAUGUUAAUAUGAAGAAUUCUAAUACAAUGGAACUGCUAACUAAUCUUUUACUUUAUACAAAUAUAUCGCAAAAAGAUAUCCUAUUAAAUUAUCAUCAAUUACAUAAAAGAGUAGCUCAAUUGGAACGAAUUAAUUCUUUAUUAUGUUCAAUUAUAUGUGACGGUGGAUUCAUUUCAAUCUUAGAUAAGAAACUAUUAAGCUAUAAUAAUACUAAUCAUGAAACAAAUUCAACAUUCCAUUCCCGUUUAAAGAAUUUAUCAAGGAUGAAUUAUCAUUCAGUAGAAAAUUUAUCUUCAUAUAAUACUACUAAUGAAACUACUGAUAAACAUAAUACAAUUUCAUACAACAAUAUUAAUACUACCACUAGUACUAGUGCUAAUACUGCUACUACUACUACUGCUACUGCUACUGCUACUGCUACUAUUACUACUACUGCUACUAAUACUAAUACUACUACUAAUAAUAAUAGUGACAUUAAAACUAAUGAUUUUGUACAGAAUACUAGGGAUAAUUAUCAGUCAUGUUUAUCGAAUAAAUGUACACUUCAACACCGACCGACUACCAACCGACCAACAGUUCAACAACCGUUCGAUUCUACACAUAUGAAUAUUUCACAAUUCUAUAAAGAACAACAAUUGAAUUCAAUAAAAUUCACCUGGAUACAAUCAAAAUCUUUACCUAAUUUAAAAAUCAAUUCAAAAAUAACAAAAAAAACUUCUGUAUGGAAAAAUUCUUUUAAACUAAUCACUCAUUCAUUAUCUUUACUUCCUAUCACAAAUUAUUCCAUUCAACAUUUUAAUAAACAAACAAAUUUGAUAAAUAAUUUAAAAAUAUCACCUAGUUACCAUGUAGUAACACAAAUGAUCGAUCAUCAGAAUGAUCCAAUUUCUAAUCAAAUUAAACCUCAUAUCAAUAAAUUCAAUCAAUUAUUAUUAUUAUUACCUAAAGGAUCGAUACAAUUACAUAAUCAAUAUUAUAAUCAUAAAUCACAUCAUUCUAUGAGAUUAGAAACAAAAAGUUUACCAUUAUUAUCAUCAAUUGAUUAUUGGAAAAAUACAUUGAAAACUUCUUUAUCCAAUCAUAUUCAUUUCAUACAUUCAUAUUCAUUAUGUAAUUUACAUAGGAAUAAUAAUAUUCCAUUGAAUACUAUCAUGGAAGUCAAUUGUUAUCCAUCAAAUGAUCAUAAAUUACUAAUCAAUCAUAAUAGUUCAGAUCAUAAUAAUCAUAAAGAGGAUCAUCAUUUAAAGGUUAAUCAUUGUAUUGAAAAGAAAAUAAGUAAUUGUAUUCAACAACCUAAAGUUUAUAUAACAUCUAAUCAAAGUAUUGAAUAUUUAUCAAAUUCAAAACAAAUUUUAUGCAGGGAUCAAAAAUUACGUUAUCAUUAUCCAUUACGUUCUACAAUAUUUCAUUCAAAUACAAUGAAAUUAAUGAAUAUCAAGAAAUUCACUAAAAGUUAUGAUUUAGAAAGUCAUUUAACUUAUUAUGAUACAUUUCGUAAAUUUCAUAAUGCACGUAAAAAUUUACAAUUUGGUGUAUUUAGUGAUACAGAAUUAUUAACUAGUAAAUUUACAAUUACAUCUACGGAUGAUUCUGCUAUUGAUAGUUGUUGUGAUGAUGAUCAUGAUGAUGAUGAUGAUGAUGGUGGUGAAUUGCAUAGUUCUAUAGAUUCAUUAUAUAUUAAAAAUUAUUUCAUCAAAUCAAAUAGAAAAAGAAAUGAUGUAAUGACGAGUAAUAAUAAUAAUAAUAAUAGUUGCCAUGGCAACAGUAAUAAUCAAGAUACAAAUCAUAGUAACGGUAAUAGAUUGAAACGGAUAUCAACUAUAUCAAAUACAAAUGAUCAUAAUAAUGAGAAAUAUGAUAAACAUUCUAAUGAACCAUUGAAUUCAAUCAAUAUUGAAAUGAAAAGAUCAAUAAUUAAAAAUACAAAUAAAAAUUACACUUCCAUUGUAUCUAAUGAGAAACAGAAAAGUAUUGAAUGUAAUAAUACAAUACAAACAUUGAAGAAUAUUAAUCCACUGGAAGUAAACAAUGUUUUAGAAUGUAGAAAACAUUCUUUGGAUCCAAAAUCCCUUAAAAAUUCUCCUGAAAUCUCAAGUGAUUCCCAAUGUAAUCUCAAAGUUGUUGCUCCACCACCAGUGGUAAUCUAUCGGAGAAGAUUUCAGAAGCUUCCAUCGAAAAGAAUAUCAAAGUUUACUGAUCGACAAAAAUCUGCUAAUUGUAAAAAUUUGGAAGAAAUAAAGUCCUCUGUAAAUAAGACUGAAAAUACAAUGAACACUGCUCUAACUGUUGAUAAUCAAUUACAGACAGAAAUGAAACAUUCAAAGAUAACUUUAUCUAGUGAGAAUAGUCAUAGUAAUAACUCACAAGUGAUUAAAGUAACCUCUCAGUCCAAUAUGUCUACCUCUGAUUUAAUCUCACUGGAACAAAAUAAACUUUCUUUUCAAAAUGUUACAACCGUGAAACAAUCCCAAAUUGGCAAACUUGGAAAUAAUCGUUCCAUGAAAUCAUUACAGAGACCGAAACACUCCUCAAAUAAUAAAACAUCGUCAUCAUCAUCAUCAUCAAUAAUAUCUAUUUCACAGAAUUCAAAAAUAAGACUACCUCAAUAUGACGGUACUACAACAAGUCUGCCAGUAUCACCGAUCAUAUCUUCUUGUUCUAAUGAAAUGAAACAUUUUGUAAAUGAUAAACCUAUUCCUAACUAUUCUCAUUCUAUAUCAUCGUCUAUGAUAUUGAAACCAACAACAAAUCAUAUCAAUCAAUCUUGUAUUUCUAACACAUUGAAUUCCUCUGAAAUUCAUCGUCUAAGAACUAUAUCACAUAGUCCAAUGAAAUCUCUUUCCAAUACAACAUCAAACAAUCAAAAAGAUUUUAAAACAAACUUUAUUUCAUCAUCAUCUCCUCCUUCUUCUUCUUCUUCUUCAAAAUCAUCUCCAACAUCACCAAUUUUAUCAUUAAAUACUAACAUUUCUAAUAUCAUAUCUAAUGAAAAUUGUAGUUUACAAUCAUCACUGGUUGAUAGUAAAACUAUGUUCACUGAAAAGAUUCCAAAGAUCCCUCUUCCUACUACUACUCCUUCUUCUUCUUUGUCCUCUUCUUCUUCUUCAAAUACCACAGCUAUGAUAGAUUCAUCUUUGAAAAAGUUCAGUAAAAUUAUUAAUAAACCUAAAGUUCAUUCAGAGAAAUUAAAUAGACGUACAAUUUAUAAUAAUCAAAUGACAGAAUAUAAUAAACUUACUCCUUUAUUAUCUAUACCACCACCUAUACCACCACGUACUACAUCAAGAUCACAAUCAAAUCAAGGAAAAAUGAUAAUACUAAAGUCGAAAUGUCUUAGUGUUCAUAAUAGUCCUUAUAUGUCUAAUCUAAAUGAAGUGGAUAGUCUUAAAGAUACAAGUAGUUGUUAUCAUAAUUACUCUUUAAAACUUCAUUCAUCACCUAUAAAUCAUGGUAAAAUCAAUAUGAAUCAAUCACAAAGUGAUUCCUUGAAUGAACUAAACAAUGUAAGUAAUAAUAAUAAUAGGAAAUUGUCAUCUUUAUCUUCACAAUGGAAACGUCCAAUUCAAUCUAAAAUAGCUACAGCUGUUGAAACACUUUAUAAACGUCCUAUAGAACAUUCAAGUAAUUCAGCAACAUCAAUAUCAUCAUCAUCACCAUCAUCAUCUUCAGGGAUUAUUUUCACAACUCCUCAUGAUGAUCAUCAUUUAACUGAUUCAUCAAAAUAUAUUACUAAUAAACGAUGUCAUAAACAGUAUAACAAUACACAGAAUAUAAAGGAUAUGAAUAAUGAACAAAUAGAGCAUAGAUUAAUAUAUCCAACAAAUUAUUAUAAUCAUACAAUAGAUAAUACAGAUUUUCAUGCUCAAUUAAAUACAACUACUACAAUAACAACAUCAAUGACACCAAUAAAUGAGAAUAAACUAAUUGAAACUUCAUAUCCACAUCAACAAUGUGCAUUACAUUUACAAAAAUAUUCUCAUUCUUAUCUUCCACAACAUCACCAUCAUCAUCACCACCACCAGCAGCAGCAGCAGCAGCACCACCACCACCACCACCACCAGCAGCAGCAACAACAACAACCAUUGUAUCAUUCUCAACAUUCACAACUGUUCCAACCAAAUUUACAUUAUCAUCAUCAUCAGCAGCAGCAGCAGCAACAUCAGCAGCAGCAGCAGCAUCAGCAUCAGCAUACAGUCAAUGAUAGUCCCACUAGUCAUAAUAUAACAAUAUCUGAUCCAUUCAUUUAUACUAAACAUCCAUCCUCAAUUUAUACAAUAAACAAAUUAUUAAAUAAUAAAAUAAAUUAAAACAAAAAGAAACCCAAUGACACUAUUCAAUCAUCAUGUCAAUAUAAACUAAUGUCAUGUACAGUGUUAUGAGUGUAUCAUUUAAUUGGAUAAUAAAGAGUAGGGAGGCGGGGGGGGGGCUAGGGUAAUGUACACAAUACACAUAGGUGAUAUUAUGAAGAAAGAGAAGAAGAAGGAGAAGAAGAAGAAAAGGAACAGAAUGACACUACUUAUGUUUAUUUGUUCGUUUGUUUUUUCAUCUUAUCUAUUAUGAUCAUUUCAAUAAAAGAAUCAAUGAAUAGUAGGUACUAUACUACUGAAUAAUUAUUGUACAGUUGUAUAGUAAUGAAUUAAUGUUUAUUCAUUUAUAUUUCUUUUCAUAAUGUAUAAUCUAAUGUAUGAUUUUGAGAUAGGAGAGAAGAUUUAUAGCUCAGGU
Molecule: messenger RNA, 5103 nt
Organism: Schistosoma intercalatum
Lineage: Eukaryota; Metazoa; Platyhelminthes; Trematoda; Strigeidida; Schistosomatidae
Source: the annotation of a GenBank genome assembly